AUGGCCGCUGUCUCUGGAUUCCAAACUGCCACAACCAGACGGAUGUCGCUAGAAAAUUUCCUUGACUUUGGCCCCCUAUGUACCAGCCAAAAGUAUAUGGAGUGCCACUUGAGAGCCCAGGAGAACUUUCAACAGUGUGGUCCUAAGGAUAGACUGUGUAGCUGCUACUAUGUGGAGGUAGUCUACAAAGAGUGUAUCAAGUUAUGUCCAACAUAUCACCACGAAACUUUCUAUCGGCUCCGGAGCCUCUGCUCUGACGUUCCUUCAGUGAAGUUUCCUUCCAAAGAGAAGAGUCAAGGAGAAGAACCUGCUUCGUGCUCCUUCAAUAAUACAAAGUACAUGCCCUCGUCUGGUGCUACGGAAACGGCUCCGACACCUGGCGGCUCUGGAAAUGCAACACUAACUGGCUGGAACGGUGCGGCAUCUGUCAGUAUCCGCGACAACUGCAACUUACAGCACCAGAAAAAGAUUCCAGACAUUCCCAAAGGAGCAGACUGGGCCCAGAUACUGCGCUCCACAUCUACAUUGUACAUGAGGUUCGGACCAGUAUUGGUAGCUUCUUUAGCACUUACUAUGUGGCUCCUCUAA
This is a messenger RNA of Scheffersomyces stipitis CBS 6054, 588 nucleotides long. RefSeq lists its product as uncharacterized. The transcript is spliced from 3 exons. The coding region runs from base 1 to 588 and encodes 195 amino acids. Lineage: Eukaryota; Fungi; Ascomycota; Pichiomycetes; Serinales; Debaryomycetaceae. The record is from RefSeq and is a predicted model, not a curated record.